Ananas comosus (pineapple) is the source of this 3036-nucleotide messenger RNA. RefSeq names its product protein HOTHEAD-like. NCBI's taxonomy places the organism in Eukaryota, Viridiplantae, Streptophyta, Magnoliopsida, Poales, Bromeliaceae. Gene Ontology annotation, molecular function: flavin adenine dinucleotide binding; oxidoreductase activity, acting on CH-OH group of donors. The record is from RefSeq and is a predicted model, not a curated record.
UUUUUCUUUUUUCUUUAGAAAAAUUCAAAUCAUAUUCUAUUUGUUUUUUAUGCGCACAUCUGCAAACUGGGUGGUCAGAGUGCUUGGCCUCUCAUCUAUGGGGGAGCAUUUAAAUUCAAAAUAUUAUAAUGCUUGGGCUUAGUAAGAUAAAAAAAGAUAAUUAGUUAUAUAAUGCACCCAUGUUAACACAGAAAACAUGUACAGUAGUGUGUCUAUAUAUGGGCAUUCAUUACAUAUGUUGCAACGCAGUGGUACAGUACUAAUAUUAGUUGAGGAUUUUAUUGUGUGGUCUGGUGUGUGAGGCCCAACUUGUUAGGAGAUUUGCAUGGUUAAUUUGGGGCAAGUACAUAACAAUUACACCAUAAUAUCCAUCCAUAGUUGGAUAUAUUUGAGGCAAGUAUCAUGAUGGUGAACUAAUUGAAUGUUGGUUAAAGAUCAGAUCCGAUAGAGAGCAUUUGAAGCAGCAGGAGUGAUAACAAGGAAGGGAAAUUGAGACCACAGGGUUAGAAUCAGAAUGUAUUAAAAAAGGGGCCUAUGAAGGCGACAUCUUUCCUAAACAGAAUGGAGCUUACUGCAGUGAUCAUAGGCUGAAGCCAAAGAAGAAAGGGUGGUGGGGGAGAUUAAGCAAAUGAGUUUGUGGUUGGUGGUUGAUGAAAGAAGGGCAAGGUGUUUUAGUUUUGGGCAAUUGUAUGUAAAUCUUGUGGGGGGAGCUCUUGCUCUACUCCAACCUCAGCAUUCAUGCCUGCAUUGAAUGCUUUUGCUAAUGUGGGUUUACCCCUCUUAAAUGCACCAGAGCUGUAUUUGGCCCAGGCCUCUCACUCCCUCCCUCUACUUAUAUCCCACACAUUGAGAGAGAGAGAGAUAAGAGUUCUAAGAGAGAGAGAGAGAGAGAGAGAGAGAGUAGUGGGUUGGAGAUUUUGUCAUGGCUUCAAGGAAGGGGGAGCUCUUGGUCAAAAUCUUGCUGCUGCUCUGCAUAUUUAGACCAUCCCAAGCGACGGCAGGUAGAGGUAGCAGCAGCAGUAGUGGUAGUGGUAACAGUAAGGGGAGGGAGGACGCGUACCCGUACCUGAAGAAGGCGAGCAGCUUCGAGGGGGGAGAGGGCGGGGACGGGGAGUUCGACUACAUCGUGGUGGGCGGCGGCACGGCGGGUUGCCCGNGAAAGCCGGAGCGAAUACGGGGGAAGCGCGUGCUGGUGCUGGAGCGUGGGGGAGCGCCGUACGGGAACCGGAACGUGUCGUACCUGCGCAACUUCCACAUCUCGCUCGCCGACACCUCCCCCGACUCCCCCUCCCAAGCCUUCGUCUCCACCGACGGCGUCAUCAACGCCCGCGCCAGAGUCCUCGGCGGCGGCACCUGCAUCAACGCCGGUUUCUACACCCGCGCCAGCCCCAGCUAUGUUGAGGCAGCUGGGUGGGAUGGUAAGUUGGUGAAUGAGUCGUACCCAUGGGUGGAGGAUAGGAUUGUCCACUGGCCCAAGAUUGCACCAUGGCAAGCUGCGUUGAAAGAUGGACUGCUGGAGGCCGGAGUCUCGCCGUUCAACGGAUACACAUUCGAUCACUUGUACGGCACCAAGGUCGGCGGCACCGCCGCAGAUCUCCUUGCCGCCGGGAAUCCCAACAAUCUGAGAGUGCUGCUUCAUGCCACUGUGCAGAAACUAAUUUUCGAUACGACGGGUCCGCGGCCGAAGGCGGUCGGAGUCGAAUUCAAUGAUGAGAAGGGCGAGACGCACCGAGCGUUCCUCAACCAGGACAAAGACAGCGAAAUCAUACUCUCCGCCGGCGCGCUCGGAAGCCCUCAGCUGCUUCUGCUGAGCGGAAUCGGCCCGAAGGAAGAUCUGGAGAAGCUCAACAUCUCUGUGAUCCUCGACAACCCGCACGUGGGGAAGGGGAUGUCGGACAACCCCAUGAACACCAUCUUCAUUCCCACGAAGAAGCCGGUGGAGCAGUCUCUGAUUCAGACGGUGGGCAUCACAAAAUUCGGUUCCUUCAUCGAGGCCAGCAGCGGCUUCAGCCAGUCCGCCGAUAGUAUCCACUGCCACCACGGGAUCAUGUCGGCCGAGAUCGGGCAGCUGUCGACGGUGCCGCCGAAGCAGCGGACGCUGGAGGCGGCGCGAAAGUACGCGCAGAAUAAGCAGAGCGUGCCGCGGGAGGCGUUCCAGGGGGGGUUCAUCCUGGAGAAGAUCGACGGCCCGCUGUCGAGGGGCGAGCUGAGGCUGGCGAGCAGGGACGCGAGCGCCAACCCCUCCGUGACGUUCAACUACUUCGGGGACCCGCACGACCUCCGGCGCUGCGUGCUGGGCAUCCGCACCAUCGAGCGCGUGGUGCGCACGCGCCAGUUCGCGGCGCUCGCGACCGACAUGGACUACACCCGGGAGGCGCUGCUCAACAUCAGCGUGCGGGCCAACGUGAACCUCAUCCCCAAGCACACCAACGACACCUCCUCCCUCGAGCAGUUCUGUAGGGACACCGUCGUCACCAUCUGGCACUACCACGGCGGCUGCCACGUCGGCAAGGUCGUCGACCGCCGCCACCGCGUCAUCGGCGUCGACCGCCUCCGCAUCGUCGACGGCUCCACGCUGGCCAGCUCGCCCGGGACCAACCCUCAGGCCACCGUCAUGAUGAUGGGCAGAUACAUGGGAGUGAAGAUAGUGAGGGAGAGGCAGGGGUGGCCGGCUGGCGCUUAGCUGUCGCUGUCGGUGCAGGUGCUUUGCAUGUCAUAUUGUGUCUGCAGUAAAGAGAUGAUGAUGAUGAUGAUGAUGAUGAUGAUGGUUACAUAUACUAAAUUACUAAUUUUUGGUGGGGUGGUCUCGGAUUAGUAGGAAAAUUAUAUAAAAGGAAAAUUAAGAUAGAAAGUAGAUAAUAUGUUCGUCUGUACUUGUGUUAUCAUCUAUUAUUAUAUUAUAGAGUGCUAAUUCUACUUCCAAAGUCCAUUAUGGUGUUUUCGGCUGCUACUAGUGACCUUGCUGUAUGGGCUGUCUGUCAUUUCCUGUAAUCUAUUUAUUUGUACUGAAUUAAUUGGUUGCCUCUAUCCAUCCUA